UGCUGUUUUACUCCCCUGCUGUGUGCACUUCUUUGCCGGGGACUGGGCCAAAAGGAGGCUCAUGUGGAGCGGAUUCUUCGCUACGUGCGCCUUUGGACAGUGACCCACGACAGGUUCGGAACGACAUGGAAGGGCAUCAGUUUUCAGCGCCCAAUGCUGGCGCUGGGGAGAAGCGAGAGGAGUUUCGACAUGGGAAUCGCAUGCGGAGCGUGACCGUCAAUCUCGUGGCCACGUACCAGGUGUGCUGCAAUGACUUCGGCUACAGCGAAACGCACGCCCCACGACGCGUGCUCACAAAGCUCUCCAAAGGUGUGUACAAUUCCAACUACGACAACGCGGAGCAUGACUACAUUUGCCGAGUGGGUGACAAGAUCGUGAAUCCCGACGGCCAUACCUAUGAGAUCUUGGAGCGUUUGGGCCAUGGCACCUUCGGCCAGGUCCUGAAAUGCCAUCAUUCGGGCUCCAGCUCGCACGUGGCUUUGAAAAUCAUCAAGAAUAAACCGGCCUACUUUCAUCAGGCCUUGGUGGAAGUGCGUAUCUUGCAGAUGCUCAAUCAGGAGUUGGACCCUGACGAUGACAAGCGGAUCGUGCGGAUGCUGGACUUCUUCGUUUACAGGAAACACUUGUGCAUCGCGUUCGAACUCUUGAGUGUCAACCUGUAUGAAGUCCUCAAGCAGAACUCCUUCCGGGGUGUGUCGAUGGCCUUGAUCCGCGUGUUGACCGACCAGCUCCUCAAGGCGAUGCGGUGCCUCCGCGAGGCCUCCGUGAUCCACUGCGAUCUGAAGCCGGAGAACGUUCUCUUGAGCAACAUUCACCACACCCGGAUCAAGCUCAUUGAUUUUGGCUCCGCCUGCUUCGAGAGCCACACAGUCUAUCCGUACAUCCAAUCGCGCUUUUAUCGAUCCCCAGAGGUGCUUUUGGGAGUCCCUUACACCAGUGCCAUCGACAUGUGGAGUUUGGGCUGCAUUUGCGCAGAGCUCUUCCUGGGAUUGCCCGUGUUUCCCGGACAUUCCGAGUAUGACCAGGUCCGCCGCAUGGUGGAGGUGCUUGGCAUGCCGCCCAGCACCUUGCUGGACGCGGGCCGUAAUACCAAGCGAUACUUCCGCAAGGAGGAGUUGAAGCCCAACGAGCCGGGCGCGGAGGGUCCUUCCACAAGUAGUGCCGAUGGGGAGCAGGAGCCGCAGGAGCCGCAGGAGCUGGACGCCAAUGCGCAGGAGGCGCCGCAAGAGGUGCACUCGGCUUCAAGCUCAGGCCCUGAAGACGGUCGCGCCUCCGCGGAGAGGGAACGACCUGUCCAAGCAGAGGUCACCGGUGCCGAGCACGUGUCCGAGGAGGAGGAUCCUCGUGUCUACGUGGUGACGGGUGCCGGUGGUGUGGGCAGCUCCUGCAACGGUGAAUACCGCCGGGUGGGGGAGCACAACCAGAAGCCGCUGUACAAGAAGACCAAUGGUGAUGCCAUCAUCUUCUUCAAUCUUAGGUGGAAGAUGAAUUCUAUCCAUGACACGCGUGGGUGGUACUAUAUGGCGCCCGAUGUCUCGUCAGCUACUCCACCUGAAGGGCCAUGGACCACAGAGCAAUACGACCAGGACGAUGCCGAUCCCGCGCCCGUGGUCUCCACCCUGAAGAUCGAGGCCAAGAGCAGCUUCCUGGAUUUGCUGAAGCAUCGGCUAGGCAUCCACGCGGAUGAUGCUGAGGAAAAGAGCUUCAAAGUACAGGACGCCAAGGUCGAAGAGCACCCGUUGGAUGCGUCGACCUCGGCCUCCACGGCCUUGGAUACCGAUGGCACCGCCAGUGGCGGAGGACCCCGUCGUGAUGACAGCGAUGCAACUGGCAGCCGCACAGGCCGGUCUUCGGGGCCGGGACGACCACCCUUCGCCAGGCGGAAGUCCAAGCGUCGACAGAUGGCCUGGCGCCUCAAGACCAAGGAGGAGUACGAGCGGGAUGAGCACAAGAAAGAGCCUGUGCCAAAGAAGUACUUCAACUUCUCUUCGCUUGAGCAGAUGGUGACCUUGGCACCUUACCGGAGCAAUUUGUCACGGAGACAGCUCAAGGAGGAGAAGGAGCGACGCCUGUGCUUCCUCCAGUUCUUGGGCGGGCUCCUGCAGCUGAAUCCCGACUUACGUUGGACGCCCAAACAGGCCUCGGCGCAUCCCUUCAUCAUGGGCAAAGCGCACGACCCGGAUUUCCGCCCACCUCCUCCAGAUCAUCCAGUGCCCAACUUCCAGAAGGCCAACCCACCCAGUCGGCUUCCAGGACGAGACGUGCCGCCGAGGCCCAGCGUGCCGAUGCUGCCGAAAGGCAAGCUGGGACCUCCCAGCACCGAGGGCGCCAGCUCCGCUCGAGCCUGGGAGGAACAGAAUGCCUCAGGUUUCGAAAGCGACCAGACGCGCAGCGCGCCGGCGACGACGCGUGAAGGUCCAGGCGAAGAGACUGGAGGCAUGAGCCACAUCAAGACAGACACCGCGAUGCCCGAGUCGGCCUUGAGUGGAUUGUGGGGGCAGCUGUGCAUGGGUAUUCCCUUGCCAGAUGACAAUCCCGCGGAGAGCUACCGUCCCCCCAUUGACCAGAUGUCCGAGCGCUUCUUUCGCAGCUUCAUGCAGGUGGCCGGCAGGCGGCCCAGCGAAGUGUCCACGGAGGGUGAGCCCGGCACGGCCAGUCCUCCUAAGGCGGCGGGCACCUCCUUUUGCUCCUCCGCGUCCUCCGCAGGUUCGCCCACCGGGCGACCGGCGGGACCCGGGCCGUCGCCCCUCUUGAAGCCCACCGACCUCCGGCUCAUGGGUCUGCGGAGCGCCGGCGCAGGUGCGUCGAGCACGCCCGGCGGGAGCAGCACCACCGCACCACGCCCGGGCAGUGGUCCGAUGACGAGCAGCAUCGACCGGCAAACACCGCAGAGAGGCGGCUCGGCGACCCUCGGCCGUGCCUCGCUGAGCCGUGGCGGCUCCCGGGGAUCGUCGCCGUGGCACUUGCCCUCGCCGAUGAGCGAGUUGAGUUUUGCCUCGGAGCGGGUGAACAGUUCCCAACCCUCGGGCAGUGACAGCUGCGAAGAACCACGACAUUUGGGGUCCGAGAUGGCCUUCAACUUCGAAGACCCUUCCGGCAUCUCCAGCGACGCUCAUGGGCCAUCGGACUGUGGAAGUCCUUGGAUCCCCGAAAGUUCCGCCUCGGGAGCACGGGAGCAGAAGGACGUGCAGAGCGCCAUGUGGGAGAGCCUCAAGUACGAGAUGACACGCGUCGAGCUGGGGCGCGACCGUUUACCUCGACGACUUGAGAUGCAAAGCCCCGGGAGCACCGGUGCCUUGGGCACCUUCCGAGAGGCCAUCGGCAUGAACGACAACGGUCCGGUGAUUCCGAUCAGUGCGGCUCGGCACCAGCAGACCUUGGGCACUGGCACCGCGGAGGAGACCACGUCCUCGACGGGCCUUUUCUCCAUCUCCCGAUCGGUCGAUGGACAUAUGGGCUUCGGAUUUCCAGGAAGUUCCAGACGCAAAUCCAAGCGACCACAAUAGGUGAGAGCUGAUGCGCAUGCGCAUGCAUCCGUGGUGGGAGGAGCUCGGUAGUGGUGAAGAGCCCAUCUUGAGAGGUCUACAGGGUAAAGCAUACAAUAAGGUUGUAUAUGGAGCAUAGUAUGGAGCAUCCUUUCUGAGUGUCCUGGCAUUGGACCACUCUUUUUAC
This is a messenger RNA of Durusdinium trenchii, 3672 nucleotides long. Lineage: Eukaryota; Dinophyceae; Suessiales; Symbiodiniaceae. The record is from the annotation of a GenBank genome assembly.